Hypanus sabinus (Atlantic stingray) is the source of this 2045-nucleotide messenger RNA. RefSeq lists its product as uncharacterized. The record is from RefSeq and is a predicted model, not a curated record. Lineage: Eukaryota; Metazoa; Chordata; Chondrichthyes; Myliobatiformes; Dasyatidae. The coding region runs from base 184 to 1965 and encodes 593 amino acids. The transcript has 9 exons.
UGUCACAAAAGGGUUACGUGCCGGAGGUUUGGGAAAGUUUCUGGGGGGGGGCUCGGGAACGGGUGAGGUCGCCUCUCUCCAUGGCGAUGAAUUGUUUCGCUCCGUUUCCCGGGGGGUGAGGAACAACUGCUAUCUGACCUUCAGAAAUGAUGCCCUAAAACUUUGCUUGUUCCUGUGGGUCAAAUGCUGUUAAUCUUAAAGCAGUUGUUUCUUUGCAUCCUCAUCCUUGAGAUUAGCCAGAACCUGGCGUCGGUGAAGAAAACCAAUACUGACACCGGCGUAGAUUUGUUUAAAACUAGAAGUGCAGCCAUGUUUAAAAUUGUGUCUUUUGACACACCAACUGGUGUAGUACUUGCAAUUACCUUUGCAAGCAAAGUGAAAAGUAAUUACCAAAUAGAUUGGAAGGCUGUGCAAAAAGAACACAGGGAACGGAUACUAUCAACAGAUAUUGAACAAUGCAAGGAUAAACUAUGGUGCAAUGCACCAACAUCUCCAUAUAAUUCUGUUGAAGUAAUUCUACAAAACCUGGGUGAAAAUAAAAAAAUUAUUAAAAUGAUUAAUAUUGAUCCACUUAAGUAUCGAGGAUAUGAUCCUUCAGUAAUUAAGGAGAAACAUGGUUGUGGUGCUCAUCCAUGCUUGAAUAAUGGAAAAUGUGUUUUAAGGCCAGAGACUUCACUUGGAUAUGUGUGCAUUUGCUCCCCUGGAUAUUCUGGAGACUUCUGUCAAUGUGCUGCAAGUACAAAUAAAUCUGCAUCAUCGGCUUUGACUACUGGAUGUAUUGUGAUACUGCUUCUCCUCAUUGCACUAGGUUACUUGAUUUACUUGCAUUUUUUCAGGGACCGGAAACAUUGUCCCUCAGAUGAAAAACCAACAAUGGAUCAACAACCACAUUCAAGAAUGCCACCCAGAGUGCAUAAACCGAGAGUUUUCAGACCCAAGGAUCGAGAAUCACCUACACAAAAUGAUGAACAGAAAAAUGUUAGAUUUCAAGUUGAAGCAGCGCGAAAUGACUUUGAGGAAGAUGAUGAAAGUCCAAAGCAAAGUGAUGUGAAGUUGAGAAAAAAUCAUUCCCUUACUGAUAUCACAAAAGCUAUCCCCAGAUUUUCAUCAGUUGCAUUCAAAGCUUCCCCCAAUGUUGUUAUUCCUCUGCAACUGGAUCCUCAACUUCCUUCUUGGGAGACCAAACUCAGUACAGCUGCUGGAAAGAAACCCCCAGAAGACGAUAACUUAAGUGCAACCGAAGAAUCAAAUGAAGAGAUGGCUCGGCCAACAUCUGGAAACAGUUGUCCAUCUGGUGUUCAGAAUGGUCAAGCUGGUAUUCAGAAUGAGGCCCCAAGUGAAUAUUUUGUUGACAGCAUGCCAUCAACUGAUCAUGAAAGCAAUGCAAAUCAAGAAUUGCCAUCAAGUUCCCGAUCUGAUUCAAUAAAAUCUUCAAUUUUAAAAGAAGAUAACGAUUUUGAAAGCACCAAUAGCUGCCGUUUGCCUGGCAAUACAUGGGAGAUGCCAAGCCCAAUGGCAAAUGAGGACUUACUCGACAAAAAACUUCAUUAUUUAGUGAGCAGUGGUAAACAGAAAUCUAUAACAGAUAAAAAAUUCCAAAAAGGUGACCUUCCUACACAGAAGGACUUCAUAAAUGAAUACUGCUCGGAAGCUCCUUCACAAGCCCUUCUGCAGUACAACCAUGAUUGUGAUACAAGUAGUCAGUCUUCAGAUAGUAGUUGUUCGUGUGCUGAACAAUCCGCAUAUUGUGCUCUAAAUAACAUUUCUUUACAAGACAACUGUGAUACCCUUGUUUUCAUUCCAAGGAGACCAACAGCUAGUAAUCUACAACAAGAGUGUGCAGAACAGGGUUCCAGCACUGAAGGUUCACAUGUUAAGGAGCAAAAAUUAGUCUUCCCUCGGCAUACCAAGAGUGGUGCAGUCAUUUAUCGACUUAGCGAUCCUGAAGCUGAAUUCAAAGACUAGUUUUAAAGUGGUAGGUCACUGAAUCACUGAACUGAUUGGAAUGGUACAAGAGAUCCAAUUUACUCAUUAAGACUUUAUCA